Cooperia oncophora is the source of this 393-nucleotide messenger RNA. The record is from the annotation of a GenBank genome assembly. Lineage: Eukaryota; Metazoa; Nematoda; Chromadorea; Rhabditida; Trichostrongylidae.
AUGGGGCAUUUGAUGAGCUCUAAAUGGUACACGGAAGAACAGCUGGCUGGAGGGAACCACAUAAAAAUGGUUGUCGCUGAUGAGAUGUGGAAGGACGAACUGGCGGCAGUACGGGUUGCUUUCAAGUCAGCUCAGAUUUCUUCAUGUUCACUAGUUCUUACCUAUAAUUCACAUAUGGGUGUUGAACAACGCAUGGAAUUUGUUAUGGACCGUUCCCGUGGUUUUCUUAUCGAUCGAUUAGCGUUUGACCAUCCGUACACGUUACGCUUAUGGCGUAUCGGUGCUGUCAGCACCGCCUAUUCUUCGCAUGAAUUUCGUACUCCACAGUGCUUAAAACUGGUACAUGAUCCAGCCCUAUGUGGUGAAUUCCGCGCUCCGAAUUCCGGUCAUUAA